GUGUUUCUCGUCAUUUCCCGCUUCCUACUAACUACCAUUCCCCCAACUAAUCUGAAAUUUCAAACUAGUGAAAUACCAAAACUACCCCUGAAGUAUAUAUAUUUAGGCAGACAUCAGCCUGUUUGAAAUGUUGGUGUUAGGCUGUUAGCUAAUCUAUCAACCAAAUUCUCCUACUCUUUUCUCUCCCUACCUAUUAGUAAUUCCCUAAAAUGCCCCCACAAGAAGCGGGCGGAGGCGGUGGUGGUGGCGGCGACAACGGAAUGAAGCAUCAGCACCCAAAUUCAGCAUCAGUAAUUUCAAGGGAACAAAAGACAGUUUGUGUAAUGGAUGCUUCAGGGUCACUUGGGUCUGAACUUGUUAAAACUCUCUUGCAAAGAGGUUACUUUGUUCAUGCUGCUCUUCAAUCUCAUUCCAAAGGGAAGUUGCAAAGUAUGAAAGUGCAAUGUACUGGGGAUGAAAAACAAAACCUGAAGAUCUUUCAUGCUGAUCUAUUGGAUUAUCACAGUAUCCUUGACACUCUUAGUGGCUGCUCUGCAUUGUUCUACAUAUUCGAGCCUCGGAUUGAGCAUCCUAUUUAUGAUGAAUAUAUGGCAGACAUAGAAGUGAGAGCAGCACAUAAUGUUCUGGAAGCAUGUGCCCAGACACCCACCAUAGAUAAGGUCAUCUUUACUUCUUCUGCCACAGCUGUUGUGUGGACAGAUACCCGUGAUGGUGCAUCAUUGUCUUGUGAUGUCGAUGAAAAGAGUUGGAGCGAUAUCAACUUCUGUAAGAAAUUCAAGCUUUGGCAUGCAUUGUCAAAAACACUAGCAGAGAAGACAGCGUGGGCACUUGCAAUGGACAGAGGAGUGAGCAUGGUGUCGGCUAAUGGAGGGCUGUUGUUGGAUAAUAACUUGCGUAAAACUUCUGCUACUCAUCCUGCUGCACAUAAUAGCAAACAGAGUUUUCCGUCAUAUCUAAAAGGUGCAGCUGAGAUGUACGAAAAUGGAGUUCUUGUGGCUGUAGAUCUCUGGUUUUUGGUAGAUGCCCAUAUUUGCAUCUUUGAAGAAAUCUCAUCAUACGGACGUUAUUUGUGCUUCAAUCAUGUCAUCAACUGCCACAAAGAUGCUGUGAAGCUUGCCUCCAUGUUUAUGUCCUCUCCCCCUCAAAGCUCAGAGGAUACAAGAGUAUACCCGCAACGGAUAAGCAACAAGAAACUCAACGAGUUGAUGGUGAAUUUUGAUGGUCAAUUCCAGCAGCACUAGUAAGACGACACUGUCCAAACUGAAUGGAGUUCAUGUACAUAUGGCCUCAUUCUUUGUUCAGCAACAGAAUAUGAUUGAAAGCUUGUAACUAAAUGAAAAUUCAUUAUUUUUCAUCUACUUGAUGUAAUUUUGAAGAUUAAAUGCACAAAUAACUUCAGCAAUGAAAAUCAAUAUCAAAAUCCUCUCCCAACUAUUCUCUUCUAUGGUUGGUUUAUUUGGUA
Messenger RNA from Chenopodium quinoa (quinoa), 1462 nucleotides. Its product is annotated as cinnamoyl-CoA reductase 2-like. Lineage: Eukaryota; Viridiplantae; Streptophyta; Magnoliopsida; Caryophyllales; Amaranthaceae. The transcript has 5 exons. The coding region runs from base 210 to 1241 and encodes 343 amino acids. Gene Ontology annotation, molecular function: 3-beta-hydroxy-Delta5-steroid dehydrogenase (NAD+) activity. The record is from RefSeq and is a predicted model, not a curated record. Gene Ontology annotation, biological process: steroid biosynthetic process.